AACAUUGGAUUGCUUCCGUUCCCCCAUCUGGUCACACUGGACAGCAACAAAAGAUUUAAACUACGCAUUAAGCUUGUGCGUAGGAACGAAUCGUGUUUAAUUUUAGUAACUAGCCAGUCGCUUCGGGAGAAGCAUUAAACAAAGUUGCAAUAUUUCGGAGCUCCAGUAGUUGGCUUCAGUCCGGAACAAUUAGUUAUAGUCAAAUCGAGUGCAGCGGCGGAGAAACAGCGCCAAAAGAAAAGUAAAACGCAUUUUCCUUCGCAUACAUAAACAGCAAAACCGAAUACACAAACACAGGCAGACAUACGGAAGGGCCAAAAAACUUGGUCAAACUAACGACAGAAUAAUAUAUAUAGUUUAACUUUAAAGCAAGUUAAUAGGCAAUAAACCCAAGUUAUCUUUGGUGUUGACGUGUUGAACACACAUACCGAUAAACAAAAACAAAAUGUCUACGACACCAAAAUCAAGCGAAGAUUUGCUGGGCGAAUCUUGGAUCGAACUGAGCACAACAGCUGCGAUGGCUGGCAUCAAGAGCCCCGACAGAAUCACUCCGUUGCCAUUCAACAAUGGCGAGGAGUACCUGAGACUUCUGCGUGAGGCCCAGCGCGAGUCGAACCAGUCGAGCCGUGUCGUCUCCUUGGCCAGCUCCCGUCGUGAUACGCCCCGUGAUAGCCCCAAAAGUCCACCGAACAGCCCCCAGUCGGAGCUCUGCCCGGACGAUGAGCUCAGAAACGUGUACAUCAACUACUGGAACAAGGGAGGAGACAAACAGAAUGCAGACAGUGGAGAUUGGCUAAAGAACUGGAAUCGCAAUGCCGAGGAGCAGCCACCCAAAAACUGGAAUUUCGAGGCUGUGAGCGGUGAUGCAGGCGACGAGGAAGAGAAAAAGAAGACUAACACAGGCUACUCCAUCCGCUUGAAGCGACUGGGCUCCAACUCGUUGUUCUCCCGCGAAAUUCUGUACUCGCUGCUGGUAACCAACGUCCUGUCCCUGCUGCUGGGAGCUGGCUUCGGAUUAUGGUUGAGCAAGCGGGGCAUACUCCUUACCCGUGUGGUCAUUGACUGAAAGAUGCCAUAAUCAAAGAAGAGGAACAGAAAAUAUAUAAUCGUUUUCAAUCUAUUAAUAUGCACAUCAAUCGAAAACAGAACACGAUGCGUUCCAUAUAAGAAAUCGAAGUAUACACAUCUAUACAGCCAACCGUA
Drosophila erecta is the source of this 1203-nucleotide messenger RNA. It is a transcript of the gene BNIP3, whose product is annotated as BCL2/adenovirus E1B 19 kDa protein-interacting protein 3. Gene Ontology annotation, biological process: mitochondrial outer membrane permeabilization; positive regulation of apoptotic process. The record is from RefSeq and is a predicted model, not a curated record. Lineage: Eukaryota; Metazoa; Arthropoda; Insecta; Diptera; Drosophilidae. Bases 446 to 1066 code for a protein of 206 amino acids. The transcript is spliced from 5 exons. Gene Ontology annotation, cellular component: nucleus; mitochondrial outer membrane; mitochondrial envelope.